AUGGGUUGUGCGUCUUGUUUACCUCUUCAGCAGCCUUUAUGGUACGAAUACUAUGGGCCGAUCAGGCGUGUCGAAGCGGCAAAUGCAAUCAACGCGGCCAUUGCAGAUAAUCUGAAUUUUGAUAAUGCAAUGACCCGUGUUCCAAUUAGAAAAGUUACAGCUCCUCACAUCAAGGUUCCUGGUGCAUUAAACAAGCCAAUUGUCGCAAAUUUAACCGAUACUACAGUAACAAUUUCUUUUUCAACGAAAGCUGCAGGCACAAUGACAUUAAGUGCCAACGAAUCAUCUGAAGCACUUGAAUUCGCAAAUGCUCUAAAUCAAACUCUUACAUUCAACAGACCAACAGACGAACAAUGGACUAUCAAAUUUGAUUUCGAAGAUGGAGAAGAAGUUUCAUGCAGAAUUAUUAAACUCAACGCUAAAACACCAUCAAGUCCAAUUGUUGCAGAUGAUAAAAUCGUUAUUAAUGGAAAAAUUUCCACAAUUAACAAAGUUUUCCGUGAAGAAGAUGAAGGAUCCGAUGGUGGAUUCAACGAUGGCAUGUGCCUUAUUUGUUGCAGUGCAGAAUCUACAGUUAUUGCUUUUCCAUGCAGACAUUGCUGCAUGUGCAGCGAAUGUGCUGAGAGAUUUGCAACGAUGACAAUACAUUGUCCUGUUUGCAGAGCAAUUGUUACGGAAUUAAUCGACUGCGCUCCAAAUCAAGAACAAAAUCCACCUCCACCACCGUAA
Trichomonas vaginalis G3 is the source of this 729-nucleotide messenger RNA. Its product is annotated as zinc finger, C3HC4-type (RING finger)-containing protein. The transcript has a single exon. Gene Ontology annotation, biological process: protein ubiquitination. The coding region runs from base 1 to 729 and encodes 242 amino acids. The record is from RefSeq and is a predicted model, not a curated record. NCBI's taxonomy places the organism in Eukaryota, Parabasalia, Trichomonadida, Trichomonadidae. Gene Ontology annotation, molecular function: ubiquitin protein ligase activity.